UUGCAUUCACAGCAGCAAACCAGUCAAACAUCCAAACAAACCAAAAUGUUCAAAUAUUUCGCCUUCUUCGCACUUCUCGCUGUCGCUGCUGCCAAGCCCGGUCUGCUUGCUGAAACACAUACCGUCGUCCAGCCGGCAGUGGUUGCCAAAACUGCUUAUGUCGAUACCAGUGCCUCCUCGGCUAUCACUCACCAGAGUCAUGUGAACUUGGUCAGGAAGGUGCCAGUGGUUCCAGUCGUCCAUGCUGCUCCCGUCGUACACGCUGCCCCUAUUGUGAAGACUAUUUCCACCCCAGUUGUGCACUCCGCGCCAAUUGUACAUGCCGCUCCAGUGGUUCACUCUGCACCCUUGGUUCAUGCUGCUCCAGUUUUGCAUGCCGCUCCAGUAGUACACUCCGCACCUCUUUUGCCUGUAGUGCACUCAGCUCCUCUGGUAAAAACAGUUGUGUCAGCUCCAGUGGCUUACAGCAUCCACCACUAA
Molecule: messenger RNA, 480 nt
Organism: Ceratitis capitata (Mediterranean fruit fly)
Lineage: Eukaryota; Metazoa; Arthropoda; Insecta; Diptera; Tephritidae
Product: A-kinase anchor protein 14-like
Exons: 2
Coding region: 46-480 (144 amino acids)
Source: RefSeq, a predicted model, not a curated record